Hirsutella rhossiliensis is the source of this 753-nucleotide messenger RNA. RefSeq names its product SWIB/MDM2 domain-containing protein. The record is from RefSeq and is a predicted model, not a curated record. The coding region runs from base 1 to 753 and encodes 250 amino acids. The transcript has 5 exons. Lineage: Eukaryota; Fungi; Ascomycota; Sordariomycetes; Hypocreales; Ophiocordycipitaceae. Gene Ontology annotation, biological process: nucleolar large rRNA transcription by RNA polymerase I; transcription initiation at RNA polymerase I promoter. Gene Ontology annotation, cellular component: nucleus; RNA polymerase I upstream activating factor complex. Gene Ontology annotation, molecular function: RNA polymerase I cis-regulatory region sequence-specific DNA binding.
AUGACUACUCCGCUCACCCUCGAGGAGCUCGAGCGCUUCACCUCCAUCAUCGACGACAUCCUGGCCAACGCCGACCUCGAGACAAUCUCGCGCAAAAAGGUUCGCCAAGGCCUCGAGACAUCCCUCGGCGGUCGCGACUUGAGCGAGCAAAAGGAUGCCAUUAAGAAGUUGAUUGAAGCUCGGUUCGAUGCCGUCUCGGGCGCCGACCUCAGCGCCGUCGCCCCUUCCUCAGGCCCCGAUCAUGCCAACAACAAGCGGCCGACGACCAAUGGGGUGUCGGAGAAUGGCGAGACGGAUCCGUCGGCUUCGCCCGAGCCGGCCAAGAAAAAGGUCAAGCGGUCUGCGUCGUCGGAGGAUGCCGACGCCCGCCUGGCCGCGCAGCUGCAGGCGCAGGAGAACAGCUUGGCGCGGUCUCGUUCGACGCGAGGCGGCGGCGACCGGACCAAGGUGACCAAGAAGCGCAAGGCACCCAAGAAGAAGAGCGCCAAAAAGAGAAAAGCAGGGGGCGGCUUCCAGAAGCCCUUUCUGCUGAGCCCCAUGCUCUCGGAUCUAUGCGGCGAGACCCAGCUCUCUCGGCCACAGGUCGUCAAGAAAUUGUGGGAGCACAUCAAGGCAAACGACCUGCAGGACCCCAAGGACAAGCGCCAGAUUUGCUGCGACGACAAGAUGCAGGCCGUGUUCAAGCAGGCCAAGGUGGACAUGUUUCGCAUGAACAAGGAGAUUGGCAACCACCUUUACCCGGUCGAGGAGUGA